Camelina sativa (false flax) is the source of this 681-nucleotide messenger RNA. Lineage: Eukaryota; Viridiplantae; Streptophyta; Magnoliopsida; Brassicales; Brassicaceae. The record is from RefSeq and is a predicted model, not a curated record.
AUGGCUAAAGAUCAGCAUGGAUGCAGAUUCUUGCAGAGGAUCUUUGAAGAUGGAAGUGGUUUAGAUGCUAUGAUCAUUUUCAAUGAGUUGAUCCCUCAUGUUGUUGAGCUUAUGAUGGAUCCUUUUGGGAAUUACUUGAUGCAGAAACUUUUAGAUGUUUGUAAUGAAGAACAAAGAACACAGAUCAUACUCAUGGUUACUUCAGAGCCUGGUCAGCUUAUUCGAAUAUCACUCAACGCUUACGGUACUCGAGUUGUUCAGAGAUUAGUGGAAUCAAUCGAGACUAGGAAGCAGAUUACUUUGGUGAAGACAGCUCUGAGACCUGGAUUUCUCAAUCUCAUUAGGGAUUUAAAUGGGAUUCAUGUAAUUCAACGUUGCUUACAGUGCCUUAGUACAGAAGAUAACGAGUUCAUCUUUGAAGAUGCUACAAAGUACUGUAUAGAUAUCGCGACACAUCGACACAGAUGCUGUGUGUUACAAAAGUGCAUUGCUUAUUCCAGUGGACAACAUAGAGAGAAGCUUGUAACAGAGAUAUCAAGAAACAGUCUCUUCCUUGCUCAAGACCCUUACGGGAACCAUCUCAGCAAUGAACGUGUGCCAACUGAGCUAAAGAUACAGCAACAGAUUGAUGAAGACCACACACUAACUCAACUCGCAAACUCUAAUUCUAGGACUAAUUAG